AUACAGUCAAUUAAACAUAUAUGCCAGCUCCUUAGGAGAACAAUAUGGAAGACAAAUAUAAGAAUAAAAUGACUUUUAAUUUAUUUUAUUAACUACUAGGAGCUGAGCAAUGAAGCAGUGAAAGAGGAGCAGAGACCGUCUGGAAGUAGAAAGUCAACACACUUUUUUAUGUGUUUUUUAUCUUGUUGACUUGCAUUGAUGUGACCGAGGACGAAGAAGGAGCUAACAAAAAGGAAAGAAGGGCCUUUUUUUUCUGAUCUUCAAGCAAGUGACUGAGGCUUUUGACAGAACAAGCCCAGCCAAUGAAAACAUGCUGUACAUUUAGAGACAAAAGGAGAACAUUGAGGAGUGGAGUGUGACCUCCACCGUCCCUUCUAACAGUGGGAGGGGAAGCUGAUGUCAGUCUGCCUUGUGAUUAGCUGGAGUGAUGGCAGUCACCAAGGAGGAGAAGCUCAACAGAGGUAGAAGGUCGUCGGGGGUCACGACCCCACCAGAAGGUGGCUGGGGUUGGAUGAUCGUGGCUGGUUCUUUCCUCGCCACCAUCUGCAUUCGGGCAGUGACCAGAUGUGUUUCCAUGUUCUUUGUGGAGUUCCAGCUGCACUUUGAGAAGGAUUAUUCCACAACUGCCUGGAUCCACAGUCUGAUCGACUCCACCACCAUGCUCUGUGCUCCUCUGGGGUGUUUCCUUGGAAAUCGCCUGUCCUGCAGAGCUACAGUGAUCCUAGGAGGUCUGCUGUCUUCUGCUGGUCUGGUCCUCAGCUCCUUUGCUUCCAACCUGGAAUAUCUCUACAUCUUCAUGGGCAUCCUUACAGGUCUUGGCUUUGCUCUCAGCUACACACCAGCCAUAGCGAUGGUUGGGAGGUACUUCAGUGAGAGGAAAGCUCUGGCCUAUGGCAUCGCCCUGUCUGGUAGUGGCAUUGGGACCUUCAUCCUGGCUCCUGCAGUCCAACUACUUAUAGAGCAUUACUCCUGGAGAGGAGCACUGCUCAUCCUGGGAGGAUUUGUUUCCAACCUGUGUGUCUGUGGUGCUCUGAUGAGGCCGCUGGAACAAAGAGGAGGUGACAUGAUAUGGCAGAACAAUAUGGCAAACUUGGAGAAAGCUUGCAUGACAACAGUGCUGGAUUCCAAAGACACCAAACAAGUAUCUGAUUGCAGCCAAGUGGAGCCAAAACAGCUGGAAAUGAACAACUUAAAGGAUACACAAAGGCUUCUCAUAGCCAAUGGAGUGCUCAAAAACUGUGGACUUGAAAACAACAAACUAGGUUUGGGGAACAUAGCACUGCUAUCAAGUCCGAACCUGCCUCAUCCUAGUUUAACAGAUCUGAAGAUAGCUGAAUGCAUGUUAUUUAGCAACAAGCUAACAGAGACAAUGCUAGGGGAGAUCAAACUCGCAGAUGUGAAAGUAGCAAAUGGUUGCACAAUUGAGGACUUGAAAUCAGUGGAAAGGAUGAACUUGAACAACAAGCCAGCUAACAUGGAUGCUAAGAUAGAAGAUUCAGAACUCACCGAAGCCAGACCAACAGAUGCCUAUCAAUUAGAUAAAAUCAUUAGCCCUCCUCCACAGCCUUUGGUGAUCACAAAAACUUCAUCCAGAAAUCUCUGUUUUAGUCUCAAGUCCAGGGAGGAGUUUGGAUUUCUGGUGUUACCAGACUUCCUGAUUCUGUCUGUGUCACUCCUAUUUCUGGCAUAUGGCUGCAGUGCUCCAGUAGUGUACCUGGUUCCUUAUGCCCUCAGUGUGGGGGUGGGGCACAAGCAGGCUGCCUUCCUCAUGUCCAUAUUUGGAGUCAGCGGCAUUGUGGGCAACAUCACCUUUGGAUGGAUCACAGACAGGGAGUGUCUGAAGAGGUAUCGCAUGCUGAGCUAUAUGGUGGCGAUAGGCAUGGAGGGCCUCUGCUGUAUGUUCAUCCCCCUCCUUCAGUCCUUCUCCCUCCUGGUCCCAUUUUCCAUACUGUACGGGUACUUUGACGGGGCGUAUGUAGCGCUCAUCCCGGUGGUGACCUCUGAUGUCGUAGGCUCCACCUACCUGACCUCCGCUCUGGGUGUGGUCUAUUUUCUGCAUGCUAUUCCCUACCUGAUCAGCCCACCAAUAGGAGGUUGGUUAGUAGACAGGACUGGAAACUACACAGCAACCUUCUUCCUCAGUGGGGCUUCCUUCAUGUUCAGCUCUGGGGUCCUAGCAGCUGCUAUGUUAGUCAGACACUGCCGGAGGUCCAAGUCUAACUCAGCUGUACAUCUAAGUCCUAAUUACAUUGCUGCUGCAGGUCAGCAGGGAAUCAUGUGAUGUGUCAAUCAAUAUGCUGCUUCUCAACCUGCGCGGAUGUGCACCUCAUGACGGCUAAAAUGCGAGUUUACAAAGAAUAUAGUAACAGUGCUAUUUUGAUGUACAUUAUACGCUUCUGAUUUGUUUUGGACAUAUGACCCAUAGCUCAGGCUCAACAAGAGCAGUGGCCAGAAGACACAAAGCUGCCAGAACCUGUGUCUUUCAAAUAAAACAAAGAAGAAAUAUUGUGACUUCAAGACAAACAGUUUGUGUUAUAAUGAGUUUUCUGUUUGUUGUUUAAUGUGGAUAUUUUAUUUUUUAAAACCAGCUUUCUUACUUAAUGGACGCCAAAGUUUGCAAGCAGGUUGCCAUUAACAUUCACAGGCUUUAGGGAGCUUUCCUGUAAUAUUGAGAUUCAAACUGUUUGUGCCAAUUUACUUUAGUUUCUAAAGUGUUGCUUUUUCAGGUUGACACCUGACUACGUUGAACAUCGCUACACGUUAGGCUACUCUGUGCAGGUAGCACUGUGUAUAUAAUAAUCUUUACACAACUGUUUUCAUGAUACUUCUGUUCUAGUAGGCUUUUUUAAACAUGUUUACAUUGCCGGCUUCCCACUGUGUUUGUGUCAUAUUAGUAGAAGCAGAAGAAUGUGAUUCAUUUGCAUGUGUCAUGAACAUGUUAAAAAUGGUAAUGAUCUUGCAUGCCGCCAAGUCUUAGUGGCAGAUGCAAAGAAUCAAAACACUUUAAAUAAUUUUUACCUUACUUUAUUUAAUGAUGAUGUUUGGUCGGUAUGCUCAAUUUAUCAUAAACAAUCUAUAGUGGAUAUUUCUCAUCAAAUAUUCUUGAUGGUAUUAAUGUGAAAACAAAUGAUAAUUUCAAUACCUCGGAUUGCGCUGCAAGUAGUUGUAACAAUCUGAAACUUUUUUUUGCCUGCACCGCUGGAGCUGGUCUCCAGCAGGAAUAAAUAUUUGGAAAAAGUGA
Molecule: messenger RNA, 3241 nt
Organism: Micropterus dolomieu (smallmouth bass)
Lineage: Eukaryota; Metazoa; Chordata; Actinopteri; Centrarchiformes; Centrarchidae
Product: monocarboxylate transporter 12-B-like
Exons: 10
Coding region: 428-2281 (617 amino acids)
Biological process (GO): transmembrane transport; monocarboxylic acid transport
Molecular function (GO): monocarboxylic acid transmembrane transporter activity
Source: RefSeq, a predicted model, not a curated record